Molecule: messenger RNA, 806 nt
Organism: Nerophis ophidion (straightnose pipefish)
Lineage: Eukaryota; Metazoa; Chordata; Actinopteri; Syngnathiformes; Syngnathidae
Product: collagen alpha-2(IX) chain-like
Exons: 3
Coding region: 1-297 (98 amino acids)
Source: RefSeq, a predicted model, not a curated record
AUGGGCGUUCCAGGUGCUCAAGGUCUGAGUGGACGCAAAGGAGAGAGAGGACCCAUGGGCGUUCCAGGUGCUCAAGGUCUGAGUGGACGCAAAGGAGAGAGAGGACCCAUGGGCGUUCCAGGUGCUCAAGGUCUGAGUGGACGCAAAGGAGACAAGUGUUUUGACCGGGGAAUACCAGGAGGUUGUGGGCCGCAUCUCUCCAGUUGUGGAGGAGCACAGGAAGACGCUCACACCAGGCGUUCCCCAGCUCAACAUGUGCGACCGGGCUGUGAUGAACUGGGCUCCAGCCGGCUGUGAGAAGUUAGCAAAAUGUCUCAAAGUUCCAAAAUCGGCUCCUUGGAAGUGCGAAUGGCCGCACUGACUGCAGAUGACCAAUGAACUUGUUGUUUAUUUUAUUUUUUUUAAUCGGCAACUGUUUUAUAUUAAACACCAUAUCAUGUCAAAGUCAGCUGGGAUAGGCUCCAGCGCACCCGUGUCAACAUGCUACAGUUGUGAUCAAAAUUAUUCAACCCCCACACAAUUUUGGUAUUUUAGCAAGUUGGACAUUUAUUCCGUAUUUUGUUUAUAGUCAUAUCAAAUAAAGAUGUGUCAAAUCCACAAAUGCAACUUAAAUUGUAACACUGUAUUUUACAAAAUACCAAAAAAGGACAUUUUUCUUAAUAUCUCAUUGACAAAAUUAUUCAACCCCUUGAAGAUCAUAACUCUUAAGAACAGAAUUUGAAUAAGGUCUUUUCAAUCAGGUGUUGAAAACACCUGUAGAUGUGAUUAGAACCAUAAGGAGCAACAAUUAAACUGAUUGAAAAAGA